AGCUUUGUUCCAUUGCUGGUGAGGAGCUGCAUUCCUUUGGAGGAGAAGAGGUGCUCUGAUUUUUAGAAUUUUCAACUUUUCUGCUCUGGUUUCUCCCCAUCUUUGUGGUUUUAUCUACCUUUGGUCUUUGAUGAUGGUGGUGUACAGAUGGGAUUUUGGUGUGGAUGUCCUUUCUGUUUGUUAGUUUUCCUUGUAACAGUUAGGACCCUCAGCUGCAGGUCUGUUGGAGUUUGCUGGAGGUCCACUCCAGACCCUGUUUCCCUGGGUAUCACCAGCAGAGGCUGUAGAAUAGCAAAUAUUGCAGAACGGCAGAUGUUGCCGCCUGAUCCUUCCUCUGGAAGCUUUGUCUCAGAGGGGCACCUAGCUGUAUGAGUUGCCAGUCAGCCCCUACUGGGAAUUGUCUCCCAGUUAGGCUACUUGGGAGUCAGGGACCCAUUUGAGGAGGCAGUCUGUCCAUUCUCAGAUCUCAAAAUCCAUGCUGGGAAAACCACUACACUCUUCCAUGCUGUCAGAUGGGGACGUUUAAGUCUGCAGAAGUUUCUGCUGCCUUUUGUUCAGCUAUGUCCUGCCCCCAGAAGUGGAGUCUAUAGAGGCAGCAAGCCUUGUGGUGCUGUGGUGGGCUCCACCCAGUUCAAGCUUCCUGGCCACUUUGUUUCCCUACUCAAGCCUCAGCAACGGUGGACAGCUAUCCUCCUGCUGGGCUGCUGCCUCACAGAUCAAUCUCAGACUGCCAUACUAGCAGUGAGCAAGGCUCCAUGGGUGUGGGACAUGCUGAGCCAGGCAUGGGAUACAAUCUUCUGGUGUGCCGUUUGCUAGGACAGUUGGAAAAUCACAGUAUUUGUGCAGGAGUGUCCUGUUUUUCCAGGUACAGUCUGUCAUGUGUUCCUUUGGCUAGGAAAGGGAAAUCCCCCAACCCCUUAUGCUUCCAGGGUGAAGCAAUGCCCUGCCCUGCUUAAGCUUGCCCUGCGUGGGUUGCACCCACUGUCUAACCAGUCCCAGUGAGAUGAACCAGGUACCUCAGUUGGAAAUGCAGAAAUCUCCCGUCUUCUGCAUUGAUCACACUGGGAGCUGCAGACUGGAGCUGUUCCUAUUUGCCCGUCUUCUCCCUGCUUUCUUUACAUCUGAGGUUGGACACCCCCAUAGGAUCCUGCAAUCUUUCUGCCCCAAAAAACUGCUAUAGCAGGAGGGAACCUGUUCCUGCCCACCCUUUGUCUACUCCUUCUCCUCCUAGAGAGCCUGACCAUGCCCUAGUUUUCUGAGGAGUGAUUGAUAUUCUAGGGUGCUGGGCAGGAUGAGGAAACUCAGGCUCAGAGAGGGGUUUCCAUCUAAUCUGCCUGGAAACCAUGUGUAGCUACCCAAUAAGGUCUUUCCAUGUUCAGAAGGUCACGGACCAGGGUUGUAGGAGUAGGAGAUUUGUAGAGAUAGUUUGGAGCCCUGUACUUAGAGCAGAGGGGUGUGUUUUCCAUGGAGAGUGUGUGUGGGCAGCUGUGUGUGAGCCUGUGUGGGCUCUGUGUGUUCCUGUGUGAAUAUAUGUGUGUGCUCCUUCAUGGACACAGCAUGCAUGUAGUGGGCACAGCGAGGCAAGAGAAAUCAGGAGACUAAGGACACAUUGCCAAGUGAUAAUAUCUUUCUACUGGGCAGGACUUGGGGUGUGCAAAGGCGUGCAUGAGUACUGCAGAAGCAGUUCAAAGAGCAGAGAGGUGGGGCCAGAAUAAAUAUGUUGCAGAAAGACAGUCAUCAAGGAGGAAAGUGAGGAUUCUGACCAAAAUGCCUGAGGGUUUCCCUGCCUACCACAGCCCUCUGUGUUCUUAAAUCCUCCUGUGUCAACAGAGGCCAGAAUCUGGGUUCCCCCACAGCCUGUCUGUGUCUGUCCUCUGCAAAGCCAUGUGGCUCUACCUGGCAGUCUUCGUGGGCCUGUACUACCUUCUGCACUGGUACCGGGAGAGGCAGGUGCUGAGCCACCUGAGAGAUAGGUAUGUGUUCAUCACGGGCUGUGACUCUGGCUUCGGGAAACUGCUGGCCAGACAGCUGGACGCACGAGGCUUGCGGGUGCUGGCUGCGUGUCUGACGGAGAAAGGAGCUGAGCUGCUGAGGGACCAGACUUCAGACAGGCUGGAGACGGUGACCCUGGAUGUCACCAAGACAGAGAGUAUUGCUGCAGCCGCCCAAUGGGUGAAGGAACGCGUGGGGGACAGAGGACUCUGGGGCCUGGUGAAUAAUGCUGGCAUCUCCUUGCCCACGGCCCCCAAUGAGUUCCUGACCAAGCAGGACUUUGUGACCAUAUUGGACGUGAACUUGUUGGGGGUGAUCGACGUGACUCUGAGCCUGCUGCCCUUAGUGAGGAAGGCCAAGGGCCGUGUGGUCAACGUCUCCAGUAUCUGUGGCCGGGUGUCACUUUUUGGUGGAGGCUAUUGCAUCUCCAAGUAUGGCGUGGAAGCCUUCUCCGACUCCCUCAGGAGGGAACUCUCCUACUUUGGGGUGAAGGUGGCUAUGAUUGAGCCUGGCUAUUUCAAGACUGCUGUGACCAGUAAAGAGAGAUUCUUAAAGAGCUUCCUGGAGGUUUGGGACCGGUCCAGUCCAGAGGUCAAGCAGAUCUACGGCGAGAAGUUUGUUGCAUCCUAUAAGAAAUCAGCUGAACAAAUGGAGCAGACUUGCACACAGGAUUUGUCCUUGGUGACCAACUGCAUGGAGCAUGCGCUGAUUGCCUGCCACCCCCGCACUCGCUACUCAGCUGGCUGGGAUGCCAAGCUUCUCUACCUCCCCAUGAGCUACAUGCCCACCUUCCUGGUGGAUGCCAUUAUCUACUGGGGUUCUCCAAGCCCGGCCAAGGCUCUAUGAAGCCAAGGAUCAGGUGCAUGGUUGCAUGGAUUUGGGGUGUGCUAUGAGGGUGAUGUAUCCUUGGGAGAGAAAUAAAGUAGAGGGAGAAUGCUGUCAGGUCAGUAGGACACCGAUCUCACCUCCUUCAUUACCUCCUGGCCAUGAUUCUUCUGAGAGAUAAUUUUGCUCUCUGGAGAUGUCGGUAGAAAAGUUUCAAGUUAAGCAGCUGAGAAACAGGAACCAAAUAGUGCUCCUGGGUGCAUUGUCACCUUAGGUGGCCACUCAAGGGUCCAAGCCUCUUGUGCUAACAACUGGGGUGGGUGUGAGCAGGUGGAAGGAGCCUCAGCCCAUGCUAUUACCUCCUGCUUCCUUAUCAGGCUGUGUGUUAAUUCUGGGCCAGUCUGGGCCAUGGGGUGGAAAUGGCUUGGGAGACGUGAGGGGACCCCUUCUCUGAAGAUCCCUGUAUACAUGGUGUUGGGAACGGUAGCGCAACCAUUACAUGGCCCCAUAGACCUCACUAGUCAUCCCAGCAGCAGUGGCUGGAAGGUGGUGUCCUCAGUAGGGAUCUGUGCAAAGGACAAAUAAGUUUUUGAUUUGUCUUGAAA
Messenger RNA from Piliocolobus tephrosceles (Ugandan red Colobus), 3422 nucleotides. It is a transcript of the gene RDH16, whose product is annotated as retinol dehydrogenase 16. The record is from RefSeq and is a predicted model, not a curated record. Gene Ontology annotation, biological process: steroid metabolic process. Gene Ontology annotation, molecular function: oxidoreductase activity. Gene Ontology annotation, cellular component: intracellular membrane-bounded organelle. Lineage: Eukaryota; Metazoa; Chordata; Mammalia; Primates; Cercopithecidae. The coding region runs from base 1885 to 2838 and encodes 317 amino acids. The transcript is spliced from 5 exons.